AUGUUAGCACUCCAUACUGCCCUUUAUGCCCUCGUCGGCACCUGCUUCCUCUUCUCCGUUGUCGAGCUGGGCUUGUGUGCCUACAUCGCUUCUGUCUGGAGCGGCACUCGCAGUGUAGGGUACGACGAUCUCUUUGCGGGCUAUGUCCCCAAGAAUGUGGACGUCAGUACCCCGGGCAUCCUGACGUUCCUGAUCUUUUCGGCUUGUUGGUCCAUUUUGGUCGCGGUCGCGGCCUUGGUGCUGCCCUGGUUCUACACUAGCAAGGGCUUCGUCACGGCCAAGUUGAAUGCCAUUCUCGGCAUUGUCUUUGCGGUUGUUUACUUUGUCACCUGGGUGUUCUGGUUGGCCUGCUUUGCCGAUAUUGCGUCUAUGCUUGGGGGCUUUACCAGCUAUAACAACUUCUUGAAUGCCGUGAUUGCCUUGGCCGUUCUGCUUUGGUUCCUCUUCCUCGAUCUCUUCAUCCUGUCCAUCCUGGCCCUCUGUGGGGUGCUCGUCUCCGACCGGGCGGGCUAUCAGUCGAUGCGUAAGACUCAGGUAGUCGACGCGCCGGAGACUCGAGAAGCCGGUCCUGCUGCUCAAGAUAUGCCUGCCAGUACGGUCCCUGCUCCUGCCCCGUCAGAGUUGUCGACUCGUGAAGUUGAGGCUAUGCAUAACCAGCCCGUUAGUCGUGCCCAUAGUACCUCGUCGCCGUCUGCCAUUGCUAGCGUCGAGCUUAGCGGCGAUAGCGCCAUCCACUCGCACCAUGCGAGCCACGCUUAA
This is a messenger RNA of Penicillium cinerascens, 759 nucleotides long. RefSeq lists its product as uncharacterized. Lineage: Eukaryota; Fungi; Ascomycota; Eurotiomycetes; Eurotiales; Aspergillaceae. The record is from RefSeq and is a predicted model, not a curated record. The transcript is spliced from 2 exons. The coding region runs from base 1 to 759 and encodes 252 amino acids.